AGUAUAAAAAGAGGGACACGCGAGAACUGUGCAGUUACACAAUGGUGUUAAGGAAGUGGAUUCAUUUAUUGGCUUUGGUGAGCCUCCUGUCUGCAGAAUCAAAUGCUCAGCUUGAUGUAUGUGGCACUGCUCCACACAGCAGCAGGAUAGUAGGAGGUGAAGAUGCUCCACCUGGAUACUGGCCGUGGCAGGUCAGCGUGCAGAUAUUUGGUAAACAUUUUUGUGGCGGUUCCCUCAUCAACAAAGAGUGGGUGAUGUCUGCUGCUCACUGCUUCUUUCGUUCGAGUCCUUCUGGGUGGACGGUUUCUCUUGGUCUUCAGAGCCUACAGGGUGCAAAUCCAAAUAAGGUGUCCAGAAAUGUUGUCAAAAUCAUUUUGCACCCAAACUAUGACAGUAUGACCAACAACAACGACAUCGCUCUGCUCAGACUCUCCUCACCAGUCAGAUUCACUGACUACAUCAGACCUGUGUGCCUGGCAGCGAGUGGCAGCGUGUUCAACAAUGGCACUGAUAGCUGGGUGACUGGCUGGGGUGCAGUCAAAGAGGGAGUGGCCUUACCCUUCCCUCAAACGCUGCAAGAAGUGGAGGUGCCAGUUGUGGGAAACAGACAGUGUAACUGCCUGAAUGGAGUGGGCACAGUCACAGACAACAUGAUCUGUGCUGGUGUUCUGGCAGGAGGCAAAGACUCUGUCAGUUUGUGGCAACACCCUCGUGAACAGUCACACAGGAGGAGACAAGAGCACUGUACCCGAAGGAACUUGGCCCUGGAUCAUAAGUCUUCAUCAAAAUGGAGUACACAAAUGUGGAGGAAGCUUAAUAUCUGACAACGUUAUACUCACAACUGCACAAUGCUUCUCUACCACCAGUCCAAAUGCCAGUGAAUGGAAUGUGUUUCUUGGUCUUAGACUCAUAAAUGGUUCUGAAGAGUUUGAGACAUCUUUGGGUGUUUUGAACAUUACAGUGAGCAAAAUGACUGGCUCCAAUAUUGCACUAUUGGAGCUGUUUGAAUCAGUCAGUUUCAACAAUUAUAUCCAGCCUGUGUGUUUGGACAUUAGUGAUUCAAGGUCUUUCCCCAUUGGUAGUCAGUGUUUGGUGACAGGCUGGGAAAACAAGAACAACAGCAGAGGUGCUGUUCUUCAAAACAUGAAAACUCAAGUUGCAAGUUGUGGCAAUCUUUUUGAUUCAGAUCAAAUUUGUACUCACACCAUGGACCUUCAAGAGGGAGGUCAGGGCAGCCCAUUGCUGUGCAAGUCAGAGUCAUCAUGGUUCCAGGUUGCUGUUGUAACAGUCUGUGAAAGUAGACUGAGCCAUGGAGAUGUUGAUGUCUUUACCAAAAUCUCAAGAUUUGGGUCAUUCUUAAAGGAGAUUAUUGAUGAAACACCAUCUGCUGCAACACUUUUAACAGGAAGUUCACCUGAUUUCUCAGUU
Molecule: messenger RNA, 1428 nt
Organism: Haplochromis burtoni (Burton's mouthbrooder)
Lineage: Eukaryota; Metazoa; Chordata; Actinopteri; Cichliformes; Cichlidae
Product: polyserase-2
Biological process (GO): proteolysis
Molecular function (GO): serine-type endopeptidase activity
Source: RefSeq, a predicted model, not a curated record